AUGGAGAAAGGGGGUAGAAGGGACCAAAGCAUUUGGCCCCUUGUUGUGAACGCAGGCCGGAUCGACGACGAUGAUGACGGGUCAGAUGAGCGGUCUACCGUCAAGUCCUCAACGUCGGGUGUGUACGGUACUUCGAGCCCAAGCAAUUUGGGUGGAGGGCGGGGCGCAGAGGCCUCCGAUAGAAAACCACCUUCAGCAGUGGGCUCCAAAGGCAGCGGCUUGGAUAACGGUUUAAAGAACAACUUCAGUCCCACAUCCCAGUUUACGAUGACCAAGUGGGCAGGACCCGUGCACCCAGGGCGCAACCCUUCCGCUGCUGUCCCCUCGCAUCAGGCUGACGGUCCACUUGAGCUUAAUAGCCAUGUGGGAACUGAACCCAAUGCUGACCCGAGCUCAGGUGGCGAUCCGAACUCGGUUGUGAACCCGAGUUCCGGUCCCGACCCGAGUUCUGGUGCAAAGACCUUAGGAACCAGUUCUGAGGAAAGCCUAUUGGCCAAAUGUACCAGUUUCCAACGGUAG
Messenger RNA from Gregarina niphandrodes, 519 nucleotides. RefSeq lists its product as hypothetical. The record is from RefSeq and is a predicted model, not a curated record. The coding region runs from base 1 to 519 and encodes 172 amino acids. Lineage: Eukaryota; Apicomplexa; Conoidasida; Eugregarinorida; Gregarinidae. The transcript has a single exon.